Molecule: messenger RNA, 3154 nt
Organism: Xylaria bambusicola
Lineage: Eukaryota; Fungi; Ascomycota; Sordariomycetes; Xylariales; Xylariaceae
Product: fungal cellulose binding domain-containing protein
Exons: 12
Coding region: 249-2777 (842 amino acids)
Biological process (GO): carbohydrate metabolic process
Cellular component (GO): extracellular region
Molecular function (GO): flavin adenine dinucleotide binding; cellulose binding; oxidoreductase activity, acting on CH-OH group of donors
Source: RefSeq, a predicted model, not a curated record
CCUUGUAUUUCCUCCUAUGAGCAUGUUGCCUCGCAGCGCGGAAUGAGCCAACCUAACAGAUGUUGUUGGUAUGUUAGACUGCGCGAGUCACUCCGCACGGAGGGGAGGACGGAUGUACGUCUCAUAUGGGAAAGAGGAAAGAGUGUAAGCUAUGAGUCCAGGCGCAUAUAAGGUGUUCUUAUAGGGUUCGUCUGUUUCUUUUCUGUGGCUUUCUUGGUCAUCGUGACUUGAAAGCAGUCUUGGGCACGAUGGGUCGUUUUGGGUUCAUCACGACGCUGCUUUUGACAGCAAGCUUGAAUACCCAACUAUGUUUUGGACAAUCGAGUACUCCAACUGUAUACAGAGAUAGCGAGACGGGCAUCAUAUUCGAUACAUGGAUUGUGCCUGACAAGACUUCAGGGGCCACUGGCACCGGUACUUGGGGUGGCAUGACUAUUGGAGUUGCACUUCCUGAAGAUGGCUUGACAACUGAUGCGGACGAGUUUAUUGGAUACUUGCAAUGUCCUUCCAACAGUACGACAUUGACGGGAUGGUGUGGUAUCUCACUUGCUGGACCUAUGACAAACAGCCUGCUCAUCAUGGCCUAUCCAUACAAGGACGAGGUUUUGACUUCUUUCCGGUAUGCUACUGGCUACGACAAUCCUGAGGUAUACACAGGAGAUGCUCAAUUGACCCAAAUUUCCUCCACGAUAAAUGAGGCACAUUACUCUGUUAUAUUCCGCUGCCAAAACUGUCUUUCGUGGGAUCACGAUGGCGCAACAGGGUCUGUGUCGACUAGUGGCGCAUUUCUAGUAUUAGGCUGGUGCAAUGCUUUUGCAACCCCAGGCAACCCGGAGUGCCCCAACGAUGUCAGCAUCAUCCAACAUGAUAAUGGUCAGAGUAUUUUCGGGGCGGCUUUAGACAGCAACGCCGCAAACCCAUCAUACACGGAGUGGGCGGCCAAGGCUACGAAUACGGUGACAGGAAGCUGUGGAGGAUCGACUACCUCGCCAACGGCGACUCCUACCACUUCUCCCACUGGUAUCCCUGUUCCAACUGGCACAUACGACUACAUCGUCGUGGGUGCAGGAGCAGGUGGCAUACCGAUCGCAGAUGCACUAAGUGAAGCUGGCAACAAAGUCUUGCUCAUCGAGAAAGGCCCAGUCAGCUCAGGACGAUGGGGUGGCACUAUUGGCCCAGACUGGACUGAAGGCACAAACCUUACCCGGUUUGAUGUGCCUGGUUUAUGCAACGAGAUUUGGGAGGAUUCAGCAGGUAUUUCUUGCACUGAUACUGAUCAGAUGGCGGGUUGUAUACUCGGUGGUGGUACCGCCAUCAAUGCUGGGUUGUGGUGGAAGCCCUAUGACCUAGAUUGGGACUACAACUUCCCCGAUGGUUGGAAGUCAACAGAUAUGGCCGGCGCAACAUCGAGGGUCUUCUCCCGUAUUCCCGGUACUGACACGCCGUCCAAGGAUGGCAAACGUUAUCUCCAGCAAGGUUUUGAUGUGCUCUCUGGGGGGUUGGCUUCGUCAGGCUGGACAAGUGUUACCGCCAAUAAUGUCCCAAAUCAGAAGAACCACACCUAUACACAUACGCCUUACAUGUUUUCAAAUGGAGAGCGAGGUGGACCUAUGGCCACAUACCUUGUGACUGCCAACGCGCGUUCAAAUUUCAAGUUAUGGACGGGCACCGCAGUCAAGCGUGUUAUACGAACUGGUGGGCAUGUCACUGGUGUUGAGGUUGAAGCAUUCAGAGAGGGGGGUUAUGUCGGCGUGGUCAACGUCACAUCCGUCACUGGCCGCGUAGUUUUAUCAGCAGGUACCUUUGGCUCAGCAAAGAUCUUAAUGCGAAGUGGAAUAGGCCCUGAGGAUCAGUUGGAUGUGGUAAAGACGUCAACUGAUGGGCCUACUAUGAUCGGAAACAGCUCCUGGAUUAAACUGCCAGUUGGACACAGCUUGAACGACCACGUCAAUACCGAUACUGUUAUUUCGCAUCCAAGUGUUGUCUUCUACGACUUCUACAAAGCCUAUGAUGAUCCUGAUACUACUGAUGUUAACUUAUAUCUAAACUCCAGAUCUGGUAUACUCGCUCAAGCUGCACCAAACAUCGGUCCAAUUUUCUUCGACGAAAUCAAGGGUGCCGAUGGCAUCGUCCGACAACUUGAGUGGACAGCAAGAGUGGAGGGUAGCGGUGGUACAGAAGACACACAUGCCAUGACCAUGAGCCAGUAUCUCGGCCGUGGCGCUGUGUCGAGAGGCCGGAUGACAAUCACGAAGGCUCUCACCACGGUUGUGUCUACUGUGCCUUACCUAAGGGAUGAUAAUGAUGUACAAGCUGUUAUCCAAGGUAUCAAGAACCUUCAAAGCGCCUUGAAGAACGUGGCGAACCUCACAUGGCUACUACCUGACCCUAACACGACUGUGGAGGAUUAUGUCAACAAUAUGUUGGUCUCCUACUCUAACAGACGAGCCAAUCACUGGAUCGGAACCGCCAAGCUCGGGACCGACGACGGCCGCACGGGCGGCACUUCCGUUGUAGACGUGAACACCCAAGUCUACGGCACGGAUAACCUCUUCGUCGUCGACGCCAGCAUCUUCCCGGGCCACGUGACGGCCAAUCCCUCCGCCUAUAUCGUGAUCGCCUCGGAGCACGCGGCAGAGCGUAUUCUCGCCUUGGCGACGCCCAAGGUCGUCGCACGGUACCAGCAGUGCGGUGGGCUGGAAUACAAGGGGAGCUUCCAGUGCGCGUCGCCUUACAAGUGCACAUCGUUGAACGAUUAUUACUGGCAGUGCUUGUAAAAGCGCGAGAGAAAGGGGAAAAGGGACAAAAAGUCACGCUGUAUAUAUGUGUGUCCUGUAUAUAGACAUGAGAUGGUAUAGGGUAGAGGAACUCUCAUUCUAGUGUAUCUUUUUUUUUUUUUUGAUGAAUUACUCCAAGUCAUCGCAUGGGGAAAGCAUACUGGUAUCUACAUCUUCACUCUGUGAGAGUGGUCCGUUUUCUCCAUAUUUCUUCAUGAUUAGGGGUUUUCUUGAUCGAGACAUUGUUGGUAGUUUUCAUGUCCAUUUUAAAAUCAAACCUGGUUCAUAUUCUAUAUUGGUAUGAGUAUAUACUUCAUGAAAUUUGCUAAAAAUAGACUCGACGAGAAGAGGCACGCAGCGUUUAAGGCACCACAUUA